Messenger RNA from Cinara cedri, 12047 nucleotides. The record is from the annotation of a GenBank genome assembly. NCBI's taxonomy places the organism in Eukaryota, Metazoa, Arthropoda, Insecta, Hemiptera, Aphididae.
UUUACCUGGCAGAUAGCAUUGAAAGCUUCAAACUUCUUUUCUUCAUCUGUAAUAGCUCGUACUUCAGGUUCUGUGCUGACAAACUGUUUAAUUGGUAGAAUUUCUCCCUUGAUUUGUGUAGCUGUCUUGCGUUCUUCCUCCUAAACAAUAUGAAAAAUUAUAAAAGGUUUAAAGAAAUAUAUUUUAUAUUAUUUCAAAGUAAUUGUAUAGGUGUAUACAUACAGUAGCUUCGCCCUUCUUAAUUUUGUUGGUUUUGCUCUUAAGUGGGAACAAAAUCAAUUUGGAACGGUACUCCUUCAAACGUUCAAUGUUAACUUGCAACGAUUCCACACUCUUAUUCCUGCGUCUUGGGUCUACAGCAAUUCCAAUAGUACGGGCAAAAUGUUUGUUUAAACCAGCACCCUAAGUCAUCAUGUAGUUAACAGUAGUGAACACAUCAGUUCUGUAUAUGAAAUUUACCUUUAGUUCUUGUAGAGUGAAACCACGUCCAGCACGGACUUUUGUGUGAUAUCUCAGUGUAGGGCAACGUACUACCGGUCUAAGAGGACCCGCGGCAGGCUUAGGUGCCAACGCUUUGGCUUUCUUGAUACGCGUCUGUCUACGUCUCAAUUUACGAGCUGGUUGAUUGAACCAAGUCUUGAUAUAACGUUGCCAAUCUUUAUGGAAAUGUCCAUUCGGAAUCAUAUUAUUACCGCUUGGGGCCAUCUUGAUGCCUUUUGUUUAUUACCUAUAACCUGAACAGAAGCAAAAAGUACCGUGUCACAAUAAAAAUACAACACGUAGAAGGAAAAAUUUAAUUAAAAAAAAUUAAAACGGAGAAGUUAUUAAAUGAAUAUUAAUGUUCAAUUGAAAUAAUACAAAUUCGAAUAAUAUUAGUAGGUGUCUAAAAUUCUGAGAUUAAAAUGGAUAAAAUCGCAUGUACUUACCGAAAAUGAAGAGAACGAAACAAAUCAAACGAGCGGAUAGGAGUCAAAAGAAUCGUCCUGUUUGUUUGGUAGUUGAUAAGCGUAAUCGUUUAACCUCAAAAUAUUUGUUAAAUUUUCCUACAGUUUGUUCAUGUAUAAAAAUAUCGGUAAUUGCAUAUUGACUUGCAGGCACCACUGGUAAAUAGCCGGAACAAUGUCCGUUUUAAUUUUGUCGUAAAUGUUUUCUUUUUGCGUAAUGUUAUCUAUUCAUACGUAAUUAGACAGACAUCUAGUGCAUAUAAAUACUGCAGUAUGUUUUCACGCGAACCAAUAUCGAAGUAUCGUUUGACUGGAACACUGGUCAACUAUUUCUGUUCAAAUUCAAACAGCAAUCAUUACACGUAAGUGUAUUUAACUUUAUUAAAAACUAUACUAUCAUUUUUAUUUAACGGUUUAUACGAGUAUAGGUAGUGUUUUAGGUACCAAGUUAAGUACUUGAAAAAUGUUGAACCUACAUAUUGUCAUUUAUAUUUAAUAUGUGUAAUACCUAUAUGUAUUUUAUUUAAAUUUUUUUUCAUUCUUUUAUUUAUUUUAAUUGGUCGAAUUACGAUCGCACAAGUUGUUUGGUGGGUAUAAUAAAAAUAAAUACACAUUUUUGUAGGUAUACCUACUCAGUACAACUUGCAUAUUUUGACUCUGGAUAUUUCAAAAUUAAAAUGAAAUAUCGAGAAAUAAUGAAUUUCACAGUUUAUUUUGCCUGUAAACAGUCGUCGAUUUUUUUUCGAUGCAAUAGAUCUAUAUUUUGUCGUGAUAUUAUGUUGGAGUUAGGUAGGUAUCUACUUGGAGACAAUUCAGCGUUCGUUAAAUAUCCGCGCAGUCCUUCGCUCAUUAAAAUAAUAUAGCAGGCGAAUUUUUGUAUUUUAAACGAAUCUCAGAAAUCGCUGCAAAAUAUUGUUUUUGAAUCGAAUCAUAGUAAAUAAUAUAAAACCUAAACAUUAAUCAUGUAGGUACCUACCUGACUAUUAUUCGAAAACCCUAAAUCAUAUUUCUGUGCGUGUAAAAAUAAUUUUUAAACAAAACGGCGGAGAAUAAUUACUUAAAAUGUCUUCUAAACACCAUCAAUGGUACCUUUAUUAUUAACUAUAUUAAAAUAUAAUAUUACUAUAUAAUGCCGCAGUUAACACAACUGUACUGUUCGGCCGUCCAACGGUGAGUUAUUAUUAUUUUAAAAAAAUGCCAAAUUGCGCAUUUAGAUCGAGGACGUCGAGCCUACAGGUAUACUAUGGAACCCCGACCUAAGUCCUUGUCCGGUGGGUCACGAGAAUUAUUUUAUCAUUACAAUUUAGGGCCUUAAGGUUAGGCUUCUAUUAUAAUAAAAUAAUAUUACGCGCGUAAUGUAAUACACCAAAGCUUUGGGACUAUUAAGUUUCUUUAGACGCAAUUGAUUUCAUAUAAUAUAUAUAUAGAUACCGUUAAAUGGUAUUGUUUCGUACAAUCGAUUAAACGAUUGGUUUUUUUUUUUUUUUGUGCUGUUCGUUUUCAAAAUCCUUUUAUGUGUGUUAAAAUUAUUUAUUUAUUUACUUAUUUUUGCGGCGUAAAUAUUAACCGUAUCUGUGCGCGGAAUUGAUAAACUGACGGGAAAACGUUUUAAAACUUUUGUGUGUGUCGAGAAAAACAAAAUUUGUUUCGAAAAAAUAUACCCUGCAGAGUUACUGGCUACAUCACGAACCCACGCGUGCUUAUAUAAAUCGACUACUUACCACGCAUAAACGCUGUUUUCGUAAAAAAUAAAUUUCGCAGAUAUUUGUUAAUUUGUUUUUUUUUUUUUUUUCUAUGUCCAAAGUGUCAAAUUUAGGUAUCCGCAAAUAAUUUAAGAAUAUAUUUUUACAUUUUGACAAAGUAAAAAGUAAAACUCCUUCGAUUGCGUGGAUAAAAAUAAAAUUCACUCUAAAAAAUCUGCAUUGUUUGGGAUUUUUUUUUUUUAAAGAACAAAAUAAUGAUAAUAUUAUUUUUGUAAGUGUACAGUUUUCUUUGGUUUAUUGAUAUUGGAACAUUAUUUUUUUAAAAAAAAAAUUUCCUAUUGUGCCCGAACCAUUAACCACUAUACCAUUAACAUUUAAAAUUUUUCUAAAUUAGUCCAUUAGAAUAACACGUAAAUGUUAUAAGUGUCCGAAACUGUGACGAAUUCUAAAAUCCGUGCUUACUUCGGACAUGUAUAAAUAUAGGGGAAAAAAAAUGUACAAACUCGAAAUUCUAUUUUAAUUUUCGUUUUCGUCAGAAAGUGUGUAAUAAAUAAAGUAUAAUAAAUUGGCUCGUAUAAUUUGACGAAAAAAAAAAAUUAGUUUAAAAAGUCUUUGAACUUAUAUAUAUAUAUAUAUUAAAUUAGAUAAUGAUUUAAGAAAGAAAAAAAAACGCUCGUGAACCAUUUAUUUUAGAAGUAGUUAUUAGGUGCCACGAACAAAUUAUAAUAUAAUUGAUCAAUCGAAUUAAAAAAAAUUAAUAAGUUGGUAGAUACAACCCCAGAUUUUACACAAAAAUGUUUAAUAAAUUUAGAAAAAUCGAAUAUGUAUUUACCUAAUCCUUACCUACUAAAUUCUGGCGAUUUUAAUUUAAUUACAUAAUAAUGAAUAAUGUAUUAAAUAAAUUGAAUAAUUAUAUUUAAAUAAAUACUUGUUAAACUUCGAAUUAGCCGUAAACAAAACGGACAUAAUAUUUUUCAAUGUUUAUACCGUCAUUAGGUUGGUUUUCAUAGGUACUCAUUAGAGCUAUUGUCAUUAUACGUUUAAAUAGAUUAUAUGUUUUUUUUUUUCGGGUUUAAUGCGUUAUAAUAAUCUUUUAAAUGAUAUUUACUCUUUACAUUCGAUAAUGAACUGAAAAUAAUCAAAACAUUUAUAUUGCAUGUGACGGAUUCCGUCGUGACCGUGGACAAGUUAUCUUGAUACCCGUGAUCGUGACCGAAUUAGACCGUGGUAUAGUGCACUGCAGUUACAAGUUCAAAGCCCAUCGUUAUUUUUCUGUUCGGGGAAUUGUACAAAAUUGUUUUUUUUUUUAUCAUUUUAACAGUACUGCACUGUACUGAUUUUGAUAUCGAAACUCUUAAAGUGGUAUUUUAGUGCUGGGAAAGCGCAGCUCACAAAUUCGUCAUUUAAACAAUAUAAUAUUAUGUGUGCUAUUAUUUAUAGACUCUGAGCGAAGCGAGGAAUGUAUCGGUUUUGCAAUGAUAUAUUUUUUUAUACAUAUAUCGCGUACAAAAGUUCUAGGUAACACUUUCGAGACAUUUUUUUUAGCCAUUUUUGAAUUAUUUAUAGACAUUUUUAUUCGGUAGUUACCUACUCUGUGGUUACAAUUGUUAGAACAAACAGAAACACUUAAAAAUUCAACAGGAAGACCAUUAUAAGUACUAUAGUGGUCCACAAGAAAAAUUUGAAUUUAAUGUAAUAUUUAUUUUUUUUUUUUCUAAGAAUUUUAAUUUUAAAUUCUGGCGAAAAACGUAAAUAUUAUGGCCUUUUAAAACACGUACAACCGAACUCCGCUGAAAAUCGUUUUCCACUAUAAAUGCGUGAUUACGUAAAACGUUAUCAAAAGUUGUACUAAGCGGUAAAAAGGUAAUGGACAUUUUAAAAAUCACGGCAUUUCGAAACGUGUUUGACAUAAUUUCGCUCAGAAUUAUUUUUCGUUGAAAAUGUUUUGUCGUUGCGUGCAGAUGUAAAUUAAAUAAUUCUAUAUACGAUAUACCUAUCUUAUUUUUCCAACUUUCUACCUAUAACAGUGGCACAACCCCGUCUUGAUCGUUUUUAAUUGUUCAAUUUUGGUCAUAAAUUAUGCACCCUCGUAUACCUAAUAUUAUUUAUAUAUAUAUAUAUAUAUGAAUAUAUUAAUAUUUAGAAUCGGAAUAUAAAUAGCAAUUAAACUAAUACUUAACAAAAACUAUAGGUAUUUUAAUAUCCGAUAAUAAUUAAAAAUAAUAAUGAUACAAAUUGAAUAUUUCCUCCUUUAAGUAGGUUAGGUUAGUACGUCAGGUAUAGGUAUUAUCAUUUAUCACCUUAUCAGUAAUAUAUUGUCCACGUUGAGUUGAGUUAUAAAUUUGACAAAUGUAGGUUCAUAAACAAUUGUUGGAGUUUUUUGAUUUUUAUGUUGGAAAUAAUUAUUGUAUUCUCAAUAAAAUGUAAUAGGUAUAUAAGUAACACUCCUACUAUAUCUAUUGCAAAAUUAAAAUAUUUGUCAUAAUAUUUGACAUUAAAUGAAAAAAAAAAAAAACAAAUUUAUUUGUAAACAAUUUUAAAUAUUCAUUUUAUCGGUGGCUAGGUACCUAUUGAAAAUUAUAUAAACGCUAUAGUAAGUAGAUAUACAUAUAUUUAGCUGAAUUUAAAAACAAGUAUACAAGUGCAAGUUUAAAGCCGAUUUAAUAUAAUAUAAAUCUUUAUUUAUUUUUUUUUUUUCCUAAGCGCUUAAUGCGUUUCAAAUGACAUAGGUAUAAUUAAAAGAUUAAUAUUACUAUCCCACCAUUUUAUUAAAAUCUGUAUAUAUUGGUAAUAAUAAUUUCGAAAUAUAUAAACAAAUUACAUUUUCAUUUAUACGAUAGGAAUGUCUAUAAUUUCAGGGUACGAUUUAUCAAUUUUAUUAUAUUUAAUGUAACUUUAUAUAUAUAUAUAUAUAUAAAUUUCGUUAGUAUUAUAAUAUUAUGUACCCGUUGUAUAUACGAGAUUACAAAAUCACUCUUUGUAUUUUCAAUUAUACGGACGAUGAUAUUGUUUCAUAAAAAUUGUAUUUUAAGAACAAAGUAUGGACAGGUACCUACAUAAUUCAAAUGAAAAUUGGAGAUACCUUGGUACCUAAUUAAUUAUCUAUUUAAUUACUAUUAAAUAUUAUAUUAGGUUAGGUUGAAGUGCAACGUAACGUGUAAUCAACUAUUCAACUAUACAUAUCUAUUAAGUUUGUUUGAAAUAUUAUUGUUAUUUUAUAUUUAUUAAAUCGUAGGUACCUAAUAAAUCGUUUAAUGUAUUGUAUCCAUAUUAUUUAUGUUUACAUAAUAAUAGGUAUUAUAGGUACCCAUGAGAUAAGACGUAAUUAUCAUAUUUUCCUAUUUAACACGCGUUGGAUACACGUAAACACGUAGCUAAUAAAAAAAAAAAAAAAAAUCGUUUACAUAUAAUAUCUAUUAUUUAGGCAACUACUACUUAGUUUUAUUUGUUGAUAUUUAUAAAAAAAUGUAUUAUACUAUUAUAUAUAAUACAUAUAAUCAAACUAUAUACUAAAAUAAAACAGUGAUUUUAUCAGUAUUGUCCGACUAUUACGAUUUAGAUACGUAGGUAUAAUAAUAAUUAUAUUAUAUUAAUAAUAUCUGUUCCUUUAAUAACCUUCUCAUAAUUUAUUUAUUUAAAACUAUAUUUAUUUAUUUAUUUUUUUUUUUGCCAAGGUUUUGUUAGGUUAUUAAAAAAUAAAAAACAAAUUCAAUUUUUAUAGAUUUCCCCGUUCCCACACCCACCCCCAGGAGCGGUGUGUUUUAUCCGUGACCCCCUGCAAUUCUUUUUUUUAGCCUUGAGGAAAUAUGAAUGAGCAUUUAAUAAUUUAAAAACUAAUAUGAUAAAUAUAAUUGGUUAAUAUUGUAAUAAUAAUCUAAUCUAAUUUUAACAUAUUUAUCAGCUAUUUUAUUUUUGGCAUUUCAUUAUAUUUUUAUUAAUUAUUAUGAAUCAGAAUAUAUUAACUAUUUUGGUACAGUUUAUUAUUUUAAAAUGACAAUGAUUCAAUCAUUCCAGAACACUUUCAUUAUUUAUAAAUCGUAUGGGAAGUCUUAUAAAAACACUAUUUCAUUAUUAUUGUUUCUUUUCAUAAAAUGGUCUAAUUUAAAAAAGUUUAAUUUUUGAACAAGAAUCCUUGGGUUUAGUUUAAUACAAAUGCAAAUAUUUUUUUUUUUUUACCAAGGACAAUAUUUAAAUAUUUAAUGAGAGAAUAUCCAUUAUCAUGUAUAUUUAGUCUCAUUAUUAAUUUAUAUGAAAAUUGUAAUAGUCAGUAGGUACCUAAUACAAUUAUCAUGCAAUUAUGAAGAAGGUUUAUUUUUGUUUAAUAAAAACUAGAUGGGUACAUUUUAAGUUUUAACAUACCUAAUAGGAUCAAUAUUGUUUAAGUAGGUAAUUUAAGUUUAUUCCUGAGGUUAACUUGACUAAACCUCUUUUAAACUCUAUAUCUAGCAUUACCUAACUACCCGUACUUAUACAAUUGUAAACUAUAAUAUUUUAAUAAUGUAAUUUAAUUAUUUUUAGUAAAAAUGACUGUUGACAACGAAUUGAUUCGUCUGUGCAUUGACGAGAGUCCACCCAGAAAUCAACCUUUAGUUGCAAAGUAUAUAAGGUAUUUAAAUUUAUAUUAUUUAUUUUGUUGUUUAAUAAACAAAUUAUUUAAAUUAUUUUGUAAUAUUAAAAUAGUUCUAAUAAUGUUUGUAGGAGUUUUGCUUUUCCAGUAUUAUCAAAGUUGUCUCCAUUUAACAUUUCCAAAACUGGAAGUUACUUAGAAGCUAAUAAGACAGCUAUUUUACAAAAAUAUGGACCAGUAAGUACCUUUAUAAAUUAUAUACAUUCUUAUUCAUAUUAAGAAUAAGAUAUAAUAAAAAAGAUAACACAAAUUUUGUGAAAGUAUUUUGUUAUGUGUGAAUAUAUUGAUACCUAGUUAAAGGAUGAUGACACACUGUUUAACCCAUAUUUAUAUUGCAUUAUGAUUUAUCACACAGUUAGGUUACAUAUUGUAUUUGUGUAUCUUUAGGUAGUAAUUGUAAUUUAAUUUGUACAUAAACUUUUUCUUUAUUUAAUGUAUACACUGCAUGAGUUCAUAUUAUCAUUAUAAAAAUUACAGAAGUUUUCAUAUGCUAUACAUCUGAUUAUCAAUUUUCCUACUUUAAUAAACUAAAACUUCAAAUUAAAACUUUUAUAUUUAUGUAUCUACAUAAAUGAAUUCAUUUUUUUUUUUUUAAUAAACUUAAUUAUUUCAUGUAGAUAUAACUAAUAUCGGUAUUUAAUAAUAUAUUUGCUUAACUAAUUUAUUUUCUAUUUAUUUUCUUGUAUAAAUAAUAUAAAAGAAUUAUUCAAACAUUUUUUUUAUUUUACUUUAACCUAUUUACAUAAUUGUUAUUUGCAUCUUAUAAUUUAUGAAUUAAAAUUUGUAUUUUUUUUUUUUUUGAAACGAUAAUUGAUAAAAUUAUGCGAUAUGAUAAAUAUUUAGAGUUAAUAUACAAGUAAGUGUAUAUUGUGUUUUUACAAUUAGAAUAUCAAAUAUUAUUUAUAUACUUAAUAUUUUUAGUUUCACCUAUUUAAUUGCAUAUUUACAUAAUUUAAUUUCAACUGUAAUGACAUUAAAAUAUAGGAAAUGCCUCUCAUAGGGUAAUAGUUUUGACUUAUAUACUAAAUACUUAAUUUUUGGUAACAUUUUACUUUUAGUAUGUAAAAAUUAUAUAAAUAUUGUUUAUUAUAUAAAGAUCAUAAUAUUAUAAUAUAAUAAAUAUAUUUGCAUUAUUUUCAAAGAGAAGAUAUUUAUAAGAAAUACUGGAAUAUAUUUUAAGUAAUCAUUUUAUUAUAAUAAAAUAUAAUACUGCAUUAUUAUUAUUUUUGUUUGAAAACGCAUGUAAAGUCAUGUGCGAUUUCUAUAAAACAUGAUAAAACACGUGCUUUAAAAUUACACUUUAGACUGAAUACAUGUUAAUUACAGCAUGAUUAGUAAACAUACUGAUUACUAAUAACUGAUUUUCAAUAGAAAUAUAAUUAUCAUUAUUAUAAAUAUGUAUAAUUGAUAAAAAAAGUAUAGACAUUUUUUGACUUUAACCUCAAUAGGUAGUGAAUAAUUAUGGUAGGUACCUAAUAAGAUUAAGAUUAAAGAUAAAAUUAUGAUUAGGAUUUUAUUAUGUUAGUGUGUCAAAUUAAAAUUGCUUAUAAUGAAGUAUAUUAUAGAGAGUUUUUGGAUAGGUACUUCUUGAUACUAUAUAAUAGGUAUAAUAAAAUCAAAUUUACAUUAUACAAUAACUCAUAUGAUCACUUAAACCAUUUUUCAUUUAAACUUUAGUUUUAAAUUUAAAUAUGUCUUUAAUAUGUGUAUGACAUGCUAAAUGUUUAACUUUUUGGUUUGGUCGAAAAAGAGAAAGAAAAAGUAUGAUGUUGGUUGAAAUUUUGAUAGGUGUACUUAAGCCAAAGUUUAUAAAGUUGAUUUUUGUAAAAAUUGUAACUAAUGAUGCAGAAGGGUGAAAUAAGAGAAAUCUGUACCUCAAUUUACUAUCAGUUCAAAAUUUAAAACAAAAAUAAACUUUUUUUAUGUAGAAGUCAGGCAAAUUAAAAUUCAAAAUAUACAAGUCUAGUGAUGACUGAUGAGUAUGAAAUAAUGAUAUACUUACUUAUUUUAUUUUUUUUUAAAGAAUCUGCAAUCUUUACAGUUUUGCAUAAUAAGUAGGUUUGAUAAAAGACAGAAAAUAUAAUUAACAGUGAAUCUAAAGAUUAGGUAGGUUACUCAGUAGUAACAUCCAACAUAUAUACUUAUUUAUAAAAGUCAUUAUAGAUAUAUUGUUUUGUCAGACUCUUUUUCUAAAACUGCAUAAUAAUUAAAAAACAAGAAAGUCUUAUUAUCUUUAUUAUUAUCAAUAGUAGGACUGAAUGACAAAGAAAUACUCCAUUUAAGAUGAAUUUGCAGUAUUUAUCACAGUAGGUUAUCGACAAUAUUGUAUAAUAAUGGACUUUUCCCUUUACAUUCAAACUAAAUGUUAAUAAAUUACUAUACAGAUAAAGUAUGAUAACUAAUUGAGUAUUCAUUGCAUUUGUGUAACCACACAACCAAUGUUGGUGAUAGUAGUGGAAAAAUGUGACAUAUGCCCUGAGUCCUUUUACGUGUUUUCGUUUUAAUGGCUCCACUAUAAAUUGUACAAGACAAUCAUUAUUCAUACUAAAUUUGUAUAUAUUAUUCAUUAUUAUAAAAAGUCUCGAAUUAACCGUGGUUUUCAUUAAUCCGUGUGACCCUGUCCCACCAUUACUCCGGAUAAUUGAGAUUUCACUGUAUUAUGUUGUGCAAUUAAAAUAUUAAUUAACAAAUAUUGUAAUGUUUUUUUAUUUUGUGGUAGCAGAAUAAAUUAGUUAAUAAUUAUUAUAAAACAAAUUUUAGGGUGCUGAAAAUGAUAUUACAUCAGUUUUGACCAAGUUGAACACUUUAAUAACAGACAUUUUGAAUAAUAAACCAUUUAGAGAAUUGGUUUCUGAUAAUGUUGAUGUUGAAAUAUGGAAUAAAGUUCUUAAGGAUUAUUCUGAUGAAGAUGGAAAUCGGCCUACUUGGUUAUUUACUAACUGGCUGUAUUGUGAAUGUUAUAUACAUCGGCGUAUAUUUGAAGCUUUUGAAACUAGGUAAGUGGUAAAACUUUAUUAAUCUUUACAUUCAAUUGAUUGUAAUUUAAUGUCAGUUAAUAUUUAUUUAUAUCAAUUGUAUGUUAUAGUAUAUAUUUAAAAAACUAUGAUCCAUUUUAUGAACAAAAAAUGCAAGGAUUAGUUUCAUGUGAAGAUGCUAUGGAAUUAUUAGGAAAAUUUUUAAUUAAAUAUUUUCACAAAGAGGACAUAGAUAUAAAAAAUCUCCAUGAAGAUUUACCGAAAAUGUUUAAGUGUGCUUUAUGGGGAAACCGUUGUGAUCUUUCACAAACUGGUGGUGACGCAAUUGCACAAACUGAAUGCCCGUUGGUAUUAGUUGAUGCAUUACAACAUCUUAUGCUUGUUGAUGAAUCUCCUAAAGCCGUUGAUUUUUUAUGUGCUUCACUUAAUGAUGCUACUAAUGAUGAUAAAAUAUUGGGUAAUUAUUUAAAGAGCUCAAUGUGUUAUUUACCAGAUACACCAAUCAAUUUUUUAAAAUUUUAUUACUGUAUUAUUUGUAUAAAAAAGUAUUUUGUUAUUGAUAAUUUAUUUAUGUAUUUGUGAAUUUUAUUUUCAGACAUCAUUUUGGAUAAUGCAGGCUAUGAAUUAUUUACAGACUUAUGUUUGGCCGAUUAUUUAAUUACAUUUAAAUUUGUGAACACUAUAAGAUUUCAUGGCAAAGUUAUUCCAUGGUUCAUAUCUGAUGUAACUACUCAGGAUUUCAUUAAUACCAUAGAUUAUCUAUCUUAUAAAAUUAAGAGUGAUGUAUUAAAAGAAUUAGGAAAACGAUGGGAAAAUUACAUGAAAUCAGGUUCGUGAAUAUGAAAAUAUAAUUAUUAGAAUAUAGAAUUGUUUUUAUUUUAUCUAAUGAAAAUAUUUUAAAAUACCUAAAAUAUUUAUAUUAUUAGGUCAAUGGAAAUUUGAAUGUGAACAAUUUUGGACAUUACCAUUUUCUUUUGGUCAAAUCAAAUCAUUAGACAAUGAAUUGUAUACGAAACUUGAAGAAUCAUUUUUAAUCAUUUCCAAAGGAGAUCUCAACUACAGAAAACUGGUAGGCGAUGUAUAUUGGAAUCCUACAGUACCUUUUAUUGAAACAGUUGGAAAUUUUAAACCUUCAAAACUAAUUGCAUUAAGGACAUUAAAAUCAGAUAUUACUUGUGGCUUACCUGAAGGUUUAGCUGAACAUGUGUCAAAAACUGAUCCAAACUGGUUAAAAGAAGGUAAAUAUGCAGUUAUUCAAGUUGAUGGUAUUUAAAAUAUUACAUUUUAUUGUUCAUCUAAAAAUAAAUUAUUAGAAUUAUUGAUAAAAAUAUACAAUCACAAAUUAUUGAAUAAUAAUAUUAAUAUUGAAUUUUAUAUUAUAGUGUGCACUAUUAUGAAAUUAGAAACUUGAUAAUUGUUUUACUAAUUAAACUUUUAUUAUUAUAUAGAAAUUUGUUUUAAAAAUCUUGAUUAAAUGUAGAUAAUUUAUUUAAGAAUUAUUAAUUUAUCAUUGAAUUUGUGAUUAAUAUUUGUUUUAUUAUUAUUUAUUCUUGGAAUGAUGUUAAUAAAAUAUUGAAAACGAUAUUCUACUAAUUUUUUUUUGUUCUGUUUUUCUUUUAAAUUGUACAAUUGUUAAAUAAUUGAUAUGACUCCAAUUUCACCAAUACGAGGUUCACCAUUUUCACCAUUGGUGAAUUGGACCAAAACCUCUAAGUAAUUAUGUGUUAUUUUUAGACGUUGUUACUUUAAACAUGUUCUAACUGUUUUUAUGGCUGAAUAAAUAUAUUAUUAUUAUUAU